Thalassophryne amazonica is the source of this 897-nucleotide messenger RNA. RefSeq names its product activity-dependent neuroprotector homeobox protein-like. Gene Ontology annotation, biological process: regulation of gene expression. NCBI's taxonomy places the organism in Eukaryota, Metazoa, Chordata, Actinopteri, Batrachoidiformes, Batrachoididae. The record is from RefSeq and is a predicted model, not a curated record. Gene Ontology annotation, cellular component: nucleus.
AUGGGAAAGAGCCUAGCAGAAGCUUACGUGUCGAUGAGUGAGGAUGUUCCUCCUAUAGACUUGAGCUCUUUGCAAGAUGGAAAAGCUAAUGUGCCUUGGAUGAGUGACAGAAUAAUGUAUAACUUGACCAGCGUCGAGACAAGUGGACUCAUAUGGUGGUGGUUUCUUCUUUCUCUACAGGAUUUCAAAGAUCACUGUCCUAAUGAACAAUAUGUAAAGGAAACUCUUCGUCUUGACAUCUGCUCAUGGGAUCCAUCAUACUCCAAGACACAAGAAUAUCGCUCGAAGCGAUUUUGCUGCACAGAGUGUCGGUUUUCUUCAAAGCACUACUCAGGCUACAAGAAUCACUUCCGGAAUGUACACAGGCACAUGUUUGGCAGUGGCAUUCUGCUCAGCUGUCCAUAUUGCACAUUCACUGCAAACAAAAGAACUCUGGAGACUCAUGUUAAAAUAUUCCAUAUGCCCAGCACCAUGCGGCAAAGCUAUGGCACCUUUCCUGGAUGAAGUGGGAGGCAAGAACAAAAUGUUGCCUGCUCUGUUAAGAAAGCAGAUGCAGCGGCGAAAGCAAUGUACUUUUGCAAAAAAUGCACAUUCCGGGACACACUUUACAAUGUUGUAAGAAGGCACAUUUACAGGUCACAUUUUCAACAUAUAGUUGAACCAUAUUUUAGUCUGGCUUCUGAAUCAUCAGCUAAAAAUGGUGGCAAUUCUGUCAACGGCAACAACAUUCUCUGUAAAUGCUGCCAGUUCUCUACUCGUAACUAUGAGACACUAGUGCAGCAUGUUAUAGAGUACCAUGAACGUAUUGGGGCUCAAGUGACCACCAUGAUUGGCCAUGGUAAUGUUACUGUGUUUCAGACAAAAGCUUGCACAGGAAUGCCGCAGAAGCUCCUCUGA